GUGGAGCUCGAAUGGAUCCCUGAAACGCUGUACAACACCGCGAUCUCGGCCGUGGUGGACAACUACAGCCGAUCGAGGAGGGACAUCCGCUCGCUGCCGGAAAACAUCCAGUUUGAUGUGUAUUAUAAGCUGUACCAGCAGGGCCGCCUCUGCCAGCUGGGAGGAGAGUUCUGUGAGCUGGAGGUGUUUGCUAAAGUGCUGCGGGCGUCCGACAAAAGACAUCUCCUGCACCACUGCUUUCAAGCCCUGAUGGACCAUGGGGUGAAAGUGGCCUCCGUUUUAGCCAACUCCUUCAGCCGCCGCUGCUCCUACAUCGCAGAGUCUGAUGCUCACGUCAAAGAGAAGGCCAUCCAGUUCGGCUUCGUGCUGGGUGGCUUCCUGUCUGACGCCGGCUGGUAUGGAGAUGCAGAAAAGGUGUUCCUGUCGUGCCUACAGCUGUGUACGCUCCACUGCGAGGUCCUGCACUGUUUCCGGGCUGUGGAAUGCUGCGUCAGGCUGCUUCAUGUCCGUAAUGGAAACUGUAAGUACCAUCUGGGGGAGGAGACCUUCAAGCUCGCCCAGUCUUACAUGGACAAACUAGCCAAACAUGGCCAUCAGGCCAACAAGGCAGCGCUGUACGGCGAGCUCUGUGCCUUGCUCUUCGCCAAAAGCCACUACGAUGAGGCGUACCGCUGGUGUAUAGAGGCUAUGAAGGAAAUCACUCCAGGGCUGCCUGUAAAAGUAGUCGUCGAUGUUCUACGACAGGCCUCAAAGGCCUGCGUGGUGAAGAGGGAGUUCAGAAAGGCAGAGCAGCUGAUCAAACAUGCUGUCUUUCUAGCAAGAGAACAUUUUGGACACAAGCAUCCCAAGUACUCCGACACUCUGUUAGAUUAUGGAUUUUACCUGCUAAACGUAGAUAACAUAUGUCAGUCAGUGGCAAUCUACCAGACGGCCCUAGACAUUCGACAGUCUGUGUUUGGAGGGAAGAACAUCCACGUUGCCACAGCCCACGAAGACCUGGCCUACUCCUCUUAUGUCCACCAGUACAGCUCUGGGAAAUUUGACAAUGCUCUAUUCCAUGCAGAACGUGCCAUAGACAUCAUAACUCAUAUUCUGCCUGAAGACCAUCUCCUGCUGGCGUCCUCCAAGAGAGUCAAAGCCCUCAUUCUGGAGGAAAUCGCCAUCGACUGCCACAACAAGGAAACCGAAGAGCGCCUCCUGCAAGAGGCUCAUGACCUGCACCUCUCGUCACUGCAGCUGGCCAAAAAAGCCUUUGGAGAGUUUAACGUCCAGACCGCCAAACACUAUGGAAACCUUGGGCGUCUUUACCAGUCCAUGAGGAAGUUUAAGGAAGCAGAAGAGAUGCACAUCAAAGCCAUCAAGAUCAAGGAGCAGCUGCUGGGCCACGAAGACUACGAGGUGGCUCUGUCCGUGGGUCACCUGGCCUCCCUGUACAACUACGACAUGAACCAAUACGAGGAUGCAGAGAGGCUCUACCUGCGCUCCAUCGCUAUCGGUAAGAAGCUGUUUGGGGAAGGCUACAGUGGGCUGGAGUAUGACUACAGGGGCCUGAUCAAACUCUACAACUCUGUGGGAAACUUUGAGAAGGUCUUUGAGUACCACAACGUACUGUCCAACUGGAACCGGCUGAGGGACCGACAGUUUGCCGUCGCCGACGCUCUGGAGGAUGUCAACACAACCCCCCAGCAGACGCAGGAGGUGGUGCAGGCAUUCCUGCUGGCCCAGAGCUUGGGCCCCACCCGGCCCUGUCUUGGCUGACCCCCCCGCGCCGGUGUGAAUGUGGUGUUCUUUUUCCUGACGGGGAAAGAAGAGAGGAAAAGACCAGGUGGGAUCCUGGGAGGAAACCCAAAUGUGACGCAGCAGUUGCACACAGUUAGUUUGAACAUACGGUACAUUCAGGCAUCAGCGGCUGGCCGGCUUUUCCACGGCUCUCACAGAAACACGUCACUUCAUCAGCUUCCUCAUUCCCAGCCUGGAGUGCAGUGAAGAAGCGAGCUGCUGCUCCUCUCCUGAGCCUGAACUCUGAUGUGAGGAGAGUGAAGGAGAGCCUGAACAUCCUGUGAAGAUGUGACUUCCACUCUGUCUCACACGCCUUUUUCUUCUGGAACCACAAGCUUUUUGAUUUAGCAGCAAGGCCUGGAUUUUGGUGAAGUGGAGGAGGUCCAGGGAGCUUCUGUGAGGGACUCUGCUGCACGUCUGACCUGUACAGUGAAAUCAUAGAAAGAUUGUACACUUCAGUUUCAUUUGAAGGCUUCUCGUUUUUCCUUUUUAUAAGUUGACACGGAUGUCAUUGAACUCGUGCUUUGAGGUGCUUGCAGAGGAAUGUUAAACCAGGUUUGUUGUUGCACACUGAACAGGCUUCAGAGGGCUCAUUUUCAACUCUUUUCUUUUUUUCCCUGUUCAGUAUUGACAAGAUCAUUUAAAUGCCAAUAUUUUAUAUGCAGAGGUGUAAUGUUGAUGUGGGCCUUUGUUUCUGUGUCCUGACGGACCGAACUGUUGAACAGUCAGGAAGCCUGAGCGUGAGUGCAGAAAACAAGGUGCUACACGUACAACGCUCCCUUUACUCGCUUAUUGUGUGUGUGUGUAUACGUGUGUGUGCGUGCCCAUCAGUCUCACAGAUGUCUGGGGGCCCCGCCUUACACGACCCUGCAGGUAGACAGACCCAUGCUGACAAGUGCUUAAUAAACUACCCUUAUGGCACUACAGUGGGGACCAGUACUGUGUGGGUGUGUGUGGGUGUGUUUCUGGGCAUAGGGCCUUUCCGUUUUGUGCUCUCAGAAUCUGCAUUAAAGCAAAGUCCCAGCGUUUCA
This is a messenger RNA of Oryzias melastigma (Indian medaka), 2810 nucleotides long. RefSeq names its product amyloid beta precursor protein (cytoplasmic tail) binding protein 2 (gene appbp2). The record is from RefSeq and is a predicted model, not a curated record. NCBI's taxonomy places the organism in Eukaryota, Metazoa, Chordata, Actinopteri, Beloniformes, Adrianichthyidae. Gene Ontology annotation, molecular function: protein binding. Gene Ontology annotation, biological process: intracellular protein transport.